GCCCAUCUAGUCCUAUUCCUUCCUCCUAGCUAGGCAGCAGGCAGCCAGCAGACGAGCGAGGAGGAUCCCCCGCCCGGCGACGAGGAAUCGAGGAUGGUGAAGGCGGUGGUCGGCGACGAGGCGCACCUCAAGGCCUUCGAAGAAGCGCUGUCCUCCUCCUCUCCUCCGCCGCAAGCCCAGGUCGGCCUCGUCGUCGGCAAGCUCAGCGCUUCCUCCGACCGUGCCCUCGUCUAUUCCCUCCUUCCCACGCCGCCCACCGAGGACGCCGCCCCCGCAUGCUCCCUCCGCGCCGCCCCCAAGCCCAAGACCUCCAAGCCCAAAGCCACUUCCUCCUCUGACGCCUCUCUUGAGUUCGAUGUCGAUUGGAUCGCCGAGCACGCGCGACAGGUGUCGAGGAUGCUACUCGGAGGAAUGAGUGUCGUAGGUAUUUACAUAUGGGCUUCCGAGGCAUCCUUCAAGGCCACAUCCCCCGCAGUCUUAUCGCAGGUUAUUAGAGCAGUUUCCCAAGCUUGGUAUGGCCGUGCAUUCACUGAGAGGCUGCUCAUUCACAUCUCCUACAGUCCUCGGAGAUGGGCUUGUCGUGUAUGUGAGCUUGCAUCAGGAAGUCUGCGUCCGUGUGAUUUCAAAUACAGCAAACUACUAUCUUCUCUUCAAACUUUCAGAUGCGCAUAUAAUUUUGAGAUAAGGUUAACAGCUGUUCAAGCUGAGCCAUUUAAGAAAGUUAUUUUGAAGGCAAUCAGUCACCUCACAGAGGAAGUGCAGAAUGCCAGAGCUUUGGUCAAUGGACAUCUCUUUUCAGAAGACAUAAACAUUAGUACAGAGGGCCCACACCAAGUCGAUUUUCUUGUGCCAUUCAAGAAUGCUGUACCUGUUGAAGAAUGCAGUUUAGAUGGAGUUGCUGGGCUUCUUCGCUUCGCUGGAUCUGUCAGUGCCUUCGCAUACUUGGGCCCGAAAGAAUCUGUUUCAGAAGCUAUAUCUGAUCUGAAGGCAGACAUCAUUACAAGUAUAAGAAGCAGGUUGGAUAUCAUCCUGGAUGACGCAGAUGAUGGCUCUGUCACUAAUGAGUUGGAGCAAUCACCAUCUCAGAAGGCCACUCAAGUUGUAUUCCAUGAGUUGAGAGAAUCUUACAGUUUCUCGUUCCCGAGGAGGGUCCUGAUACCUUGGUUGAGUGGCGCCUAUGUUUGUGAUUACCUGCAACGAUCAGAGACAACAGAGGAUGCAACGGCUCGCUGCAAGGAAGUGAUACCACUGGAAACAGCCGCGGAAACCUCAACAAUCCUGGAACCAGAAAGUGCCGCGACCUGUGGCACACCAGAAUCCUUUUGGGACAUGGUGCCUGGAGCUCGUAGUGAAGCACGAGACAGAUCCAGCAGGCUGAAAGGUAGUGGCUGCACUGGACAGGAUGGUGAUGAUAGGAGCAGAAGAGGACAAGGUGGCAUGAACUUGAACGUCCUAGCAGCUCUGUUUGCACUGCUGGUUGCUCUGAUAGCUGGAUUUGUAUUCACCUUCUCUGUGGGUUCCAACCCCUGAGCCCGCCUUGUGUUGUAGCACCAGUAGAUGGCAUGCCAAAGAUGUUAGAAACUGUGUCAAAAAUGAGUUAUUUUAUGUAAAAGGAAUUGGAAAUAGAUGGCGAUUUCCACUAAAUUGGAGGUCGUUUCUUGCAUUGUUUGAGUCAAAA
Setaria italica (foxtail millet) is the source of this 1678-nucleotide messenger RNA. RefSeq names its product protein odr-4 homolog. Gene Ontology annotation, biological process: intracellular protein localization. Bases 94 to 1530 code for a protein of 478 amino acids. The transcript is spliced from 11 exons. NCBI's taxonomy places the organism in Eukaryota, Viridiplantae, Streptophyta, Magnoliopsida, Poales, Poaceae. Gene Ontology annotation, cellular component: endomembrane system. The record is from RefSeq and is a predicted model, not a curated record.